Verticillium nonalfalfae is the source of this 432-nucleotide messenger RNA. It is a transcript of the gene DIB1, whose product is annotated as U4/U6-U5 snRNP complex subunit dib1. Bases 1 to 432 code for a protein of 143 amino acids. NCBI's taxonomy places the organism in Eukaryota, Fungi, Ascomycota, Sordariomycetes, Glomerellales, Plectosphaerellaceae. Gene Ontology annotation, cellular component: U4/U6 x U5 tri-snRNP complex; U5 snRNP; spliceosomal complex. The record is from RefSeq and is a predicted model, not a curated record. The transcript is spliced from 2 exons. Gene Ontology annotation, biological process: mRNA splicing, via spliceosome.
AUGGGCUCCGUCGUCCUGACCCACCUCAACAGCGGCUGGCACGUCGACCAAGCCAUCCUCUCCGAAGAAGAGCGCCUCGUCGUCAUCCGCUUCGGCCGCGACUGGGACCCGGCCUGCAUGCGCCAGGACGAGGUCCUCUACCGCAUCCAGGACCGCGUCAAGAACUUCGCCGUCUGCUACGUCUGCGACAUUGACCAGGUCCCCGACUUCAACCAGCUCUACGAGCUCUACGACCCCUGCACCGUCAUGUUCUUCUUCCGCAACAAGCACAUGAUGGUCGACUUUGGCACCGGCGACAACAACAAGCUCAACUGGGUCCUCGAGGACAAGCAGGAGCUCAUUGACAUUAUCGAGACGGUCUACCGCGGCGCCAAGAAGGGCAGGGGUCUCGUCGUCAGCCCCAAGGAUUACUCGACGCGGCAUCGCUACUAG